AUGAGUGUGGUAACAUCAUCGAGCUUCAAUUUCAAAUCACUCUCGCCCUCGCCCACUCGACCGUUUCCGUCAUGGAUAAACAACGGAGACACUUCUCCCUCACUGUUGUUAUUGAGGGAAAUCUCCGCCUCUUUCUCACGGCGGAGCGCAAAUAGCUUCCUGAAGAAGGUGUCAUGCGCCAAGAGCCCAGAUGAUUACCACGCAACCCUCAAAUCUCUCAACUCUCGAGGCCGGUUUCCCAGAAAAUCUCUUGGCCAGCAUUACAUGCUGAAUUCGGAUAUUAAUCAUCAGCUAGCGGCUGCUGCUAAUGUGAAAGAAGGAGACUUUGUGUUAGAGAUUGGCCCUGGGACUGGCUCUUUAACCAAUGUUCUUCUCAAUUUGGGCGCUACGGUUCUUGCCAUCGACAAGGAUCCUCAUAUGGUGGAUUUGGUCAGAGAAAGAUUCGCAGGUUCUGACAAGUUCAAGGUUUUGCAAGAGGAUUUUGUCAAGUCUCACAUCCGUUCUCACAUGCUCUCCAUUUUAGAGGGUUCAGAUUCUGCUCUUGCGAAGGUUGUUUCCAACUUACCUUUUAAUAUAAGUACUGAUGUUGUCAAGCUUCUACUUCCUAUGGGUGACAUCUUCUCAGAAGUUGUUCUCUUACUCCAGGAUGAGGCAGCUUUGCGAUUGGUUGAGCCAGCAUUGCGAACAUCUGAAUACCGACCCAUCAACAUCUUGGUCAACUUCUAUUCCGAACCGGAAUACAACUUCAGAGUUCCUAGGGAAAACUUCUUCCCUCAGCCCAAGGUUGACGCCGCUGUUGUAACAUUCAAACUGAAGCAUCCGAAGGACUAUCCCGAUGUCUCUUCCACCAAAAGCUUCUUCUCUUUGGUGAACUCUGCAUUCAAUGGAAAGAGAAAAAUGUUGAGGAAGUCCCUUCAGCACAUAUCGUCAUCACUUGAGAUCGAAAAAGCUCUUGGAGUUGCAGGUCUUCCGGUCACUUCAAGGCCUGAAGAGCUUACCUUGGGGGAUUUUGUCAAGUUGCAUAAUGUAAUCGCUAGAGAAUAG
This is a messenger RNA of Thlaspi arvense, 1044 nucleotides long. NCBI's taxonomy places the organism in Eukaryota, Viridiplantae, Streptophyta, Magnoliopsida, Brassicales, Brassicaceae. The record is from the annotation of a GenBank genome assembly.